Messenger RNA from Camellia sinensis, 804 nucleotides. The record is from RefSeq and is a predicted model, not a curated record. NCBI's taxonomy places the organism in Eukaryota, Viridiplantae, Streptophyta, Magnoliopsida, Ericales, Theaceae.
CCACCUGAUUGGCAGGAUUUUGUUGGGAUCAUUACUCUGCUUUUUAUCAAUUCUACUAUAAGUUUUAUUGAGGAGAACAAUGCUCGUAAUGCUGCUGCGGCUCUCAUGGGCUGCCUUGCUCCAAAAGCAAAGGUUCUUUGUGAUGGAAAAUGGAGUGGGGAAUAUGCAGUUGUUCUUGUUCCAGGUGACGUAGUUAGUAUUAAACUUGGUGACAUAAUCCCUGCAGAUGCUCGUCUCCUUGAGGGUGACCCAUUGAAAAUAGACCAGUCUGCACUGGCAGAUGAGGCCUUUCCUGUGAUAAAAAGCCCUAGGGAUGGGGUUUAUUCAGGAUCCACUUGCAAACAGGGAGAGAUUGAAGCAGUGGUCAUUGCCACCGGUGUCCACACCUUCUUUGGCAAGGCUGCUCACCUUGUGGACAGCACAAAUCAAGUGGGCCAUUUUCAAAAGGUCUUUGCUAGAGGAAUAGAUGGAGAGGCUGUAGUUUUGAUGGCUGCUAGAGCCUCCGGAGUGGAAAACCAAGAUGCAAUAGACGCUACUAUUGCCGGGACGUUGGCUAAUCCAAAAGAGAGUGUGUUAAUUAGUAUACAAACUUUCUACUACAUAGGAUGGGGGUGCAAAAAAAAUUUACGCUUCUGAUUCUGAAUUGCUGAAAGAAAUGCACCAUAAUAUUAAGGUAUCCAAAAGAGAGUGUGUUAAUUAGUAACAAUUGCAGAUACUUCAUUUUAACAAUAAAAUCAAUAAAAAGAGGGUAGUAUCAUCAAAAGUAAAACCAAAAAAGAGGGUACUAUCAUCAAAAGUUACCUA